Messenger RNA from Mesoplodon densirostris (Blainville's beaked whale), 787 nucleotides. RefSeq names its product zinc finger and BTB domain containing 8 opposite strand (gene TSLIG1). Bases 366 to 698 code for a protein of 110 amino acids. The transcript has 7 exons. Lineage: Eukaryota; Metazoa; Chordata; Mammalia; Artiodactyla; Ziphiidae. Gene Ontology annotation, cellular component: tRNA-splicing ligase complex. Gene Ontology annotation, biological process: tRNA splicing, via endonucleolytic cleavage and ligation. The record is from RefSeq and is a predicted model, not a curated record.
UUCUUGAAGGGUGUUAAGCUAGCGAUCACUUUAAAGUAGGACUUUAGAUGAGGAGUCUAAGAUGUUUUCGGGUCUAGUUGUCAACUCUGGGGGUGAGGCUGCAAGAAAAGGCUUCUGUCAGACCUCGAGGUGUCUAAUUCAAGUGUCCCUUGCUCCUAGGUCCUCCAAUUUAUUUGUUCCCUUAGUUCUUAGAAAGAACUAUUGGUGAAGCAAGCCCAGAAAAUGAGGCCUUGGACUUUUAAAGAUCUCCUCCAAGCGGCGGGACCUAGGACGGAAGUCUUAGGGGAUUAAAUUUGGAUCAUACAGCUGAUGUCCAGUUACACGCAUGGGGAGAUACUCUGGAGGAAGCAUUUGAGCAAUGUGCAAUGGCCAUGUUUGGUUAUAUGACAGAUACUGGGACAGUGGAGCCCCUCCAAGCAACAGAAGUAGAAACCCAAGGAGAUGACUUACAGUCUCUUCUGUUUCACUUUUUGGAUGAAUGGCUUUAUAAAUUCAGUGCUGAUGAAUUCUUCAUAGCCCGGGAAGUAAAAGUACUUAAUAUUGAUCAAAGAAAUUUCAAAUUACGGUCAAUUGGGUGGGGAGAAGAAUUCUCAUUGUCCAAGCACCCUCAGGGAACUGAAGUCAAGGCAAUAACAUAUUCAGCAAUGCAGGUCUAUAAUGAAGAGAAGCCAGAAGUUUUUGUGAUCAUUGACAUUUAAGACACACACAAAAAAGAGACUCCCUACGAAGACCUGUUUUUUCUCUUCCUUUUGGGAAGAUACCAUGAUAUAAAUUCUACAGUAUCUUU